Molecule: messenger RNA, 780 nt
Organism: Labrus mixtus (cuckoo wrasse)
Lineage: Eukaryota; Metazoa; Chordata; Actinopteri; Labriformes; Labridae
Product: eukaryotic translation initiation factor 4E-binding protein 1-like
Exons: 3
Coding region: 144-503 (119 amino acids)
Biological process (GO): negative regulation of translational initiation
Cellular component (GO): cytoplasm
Molecular function (GO): eukaryotic initiation factor 4E binding
Source: RefSeq, a predicted model, not a curated record
AGUUGUUUUGGAUGUGCUCAGAGCACGUGGAGGCUCGAGGUAUCUUCCCUGUACUCUGACUGUAGUCACAGAGCGUCCUGCAGACUGCACACAGCUCCCAGUAACCCACUGGUUUUACAGGUCCACCACCAGUUCUGUGAGAGAUGUCAGCUGGAGGUCAGACCACUCGGAGCCGGGAAAUCCCGGCCGUCAGACGGGUCACCAUCGACGAUGCUGCUCACAUGCCCCAAGACUACUCCACGACUCCGGGAGGGACUCUGUUCAGCACUACGCCCGGGGGCACGAGAAUAAUUUAUGACAGGAAGUUCCUCCUGCAGUGUCGGACAUCUCCUCUGACUCGCACGCCUCCCAAACUGCCUGACAUCCCAGGCGUCACCAGGGCCCUCAAACAAGACUCCCCCAGCAACACAAACCAGCCUGAACCGACACCCACUAUCAAGACUGACCACGACCAGCACAAAGAGGAGAGUGCAGAAGACGCCCAGUUUGAAAUGGACAUCUGAAGAGUCGGCUCAUGGAUAGAAAAUAUUUUUAAUAUUUUUUUAUUUACUGAGAUGAAAAGAAUAUGAGUUGAAAUAGGGAGCUUAGUCUUAUAUACCUUUAUAAUCCACUUUCAGAUUUUUGCUGAAAACAAGAUGGUAUUUUUUUAAUGCUCUCUUAAGAGAGUAACUGAUGCAAAAAUGUGUUUGUUUUUUUACUUCUAAGUUCUCUUGACUCUGUAUGACCUGUGACAUUUUUGACAAGUCAAAGUCUGUGUAAAUUAAACCUUUACACCUUUAA